AUGUUUUUUCCGGCGAGUAUAAAUAAGUUUACCAAAAAAAAAAGUAGCAAAACAGAUAAAUUUAUUGAAACCGCGAGUAACUAUACAGGUUAUGGAGAAGCCGUAGUAAAAGUUACAUCAUCGAUAAAUACAGCGACUUCGGUAUUAAUUCCUUUUGAGAAAUUCUUGCCAUUAUUUGGUGAUGUGGUAAAGAUCCUUGAUAACGCAGUUCAAAUGUACGUUAUUGCGCAACAUAACAAAAACAUAUGUAAAUUAUUAAUUCAAAGGAUUGGAGUUGCAAAUUCGCAAAUUUCAAUAUUAAAAACUCAAAAGGAUUUAUUCACAACGGAAAGUUAUGAGAGCUUACAAAAAUUAGUAAAUUUACUCGGCUUAAUGAGGAAUUUCAUUGGUGAUAUAUCAAAGUAUGGUAAAAUAAGAAAAUAUUUAGAAGGUAAAACUAUUCAACAAACGUAUCAAGAAUUAUGUAAAGAAUAUGAUAGCAGCAUUAAUUUUUUGAAUUUAUUGGUUACGAUAAAUUUUCGUAUAAGCGCAAAGGAAGAAAAUGAAAUGAUAAGAAAAGAUAUUGCAGCGCUUGAAAAGUUUGGUAGCUUAUUAGAGUCAAGUAUCGAUGCAUCUAAAAAGCAGACACACCGAUUAAAAUCGGUUGUGAAAGAAGUUAUAGAGCUAAGCCAGCUAAGUCAGUUAAAACAGUUAAAUCAAGUUAUACAAGAGGUUAGGGACGUGAAGUCAAUGAUAGAUAAUUUACCAAAAAAUAAUAAAUCAAAAAAUCAAAAAUUAAUUGAUAAUUAUUUUCAAGAAAAAUUACUCAAAUAUGAAGAGUAUAAACAAGAUGAAUCAUACAACGUUAAAAAUAAUUUGAGAAAAUAUAAACAUUUAAUAAACGGACAAGAAUAUGCUUUCAAAAAGGUGGCCAGCGAAAAACAUUCGGAGGAAUUAGAUCAAAUCAAAAAUCAACUUAUAAUUCUUAAACAAAUUAAGGGAUGUUUGAACAUCAUUUAUUUUUAUGGACUAUCCUUCGAUGGAAAUUAUUAUUAUCUUGUCACCGAAUGGGCGAGUAAAGCUAAUUUACGUAAAUAUCUCGAAUGCAAAAUUGGAAUCGAAUUAAAGAUUAGGAUCGCAUUUGAUGUUGUAAAAGGAUUAAACUUUUUGAAUGCUGUUGGGAUUGUUCAUCAUGAUGUUAGACCCGAUAAUAUCGUCAUUACGGAACAUGAUCAAGCAAAGAUUACCAAUUUCGAAUACAGUCGUGGCAAUAAAGAUCAAACAAAGAAUCAAGAAUUGAAUAUUAUGCGUUCUCGUUACAAUGCACCAGAAAUAUUGGCUAGAAGUCGAGAGGAAGAUGUGAAGCAAAAAUACGACGUUAAAUGUGAAGUAUACAGUUUUGGCCUACUUUUAUGGGAAAUCGCCGAAGAAAAGUUGCCAUAUAAAGACAAAAAUGAUGUAUUAUCUAUUUAUAACUUGGUAUGUUUAGAAAGGUAUCAAGAACAAUUUUCACCAGAUAGCAAAUUUCCAAUCAAAUAUCGAAACUUAUCGAAGAUGGCAGUUGACCAAAAUCCAGAAAGGAGACCCGUUUUUGCAGAUAUUUUAAUCAAAUUAAAUGAUAUCUAUGUGGAAUUUGAGAAUCAAUCAUCAAAUGCGGUUGAAGAAGAACCUCCAUCUAUUCCAAGUGCAGUAUUUGAUUGGUCUUUAUUUGAUUAUAUGACUCUUGAUGAAGCAAUUAAAGAACAUGAAAAAGCUGAAAAUGGCGAUGUGGAUGUCGAAAGAGAUAAAAUAUACAAAUGUUUUGAAACUUUUGCGUGCAUGAAUGACUAUCAAGCAAAAUAUUAUCAGGCAUUUUAUAUUACCAAAGGUUGGUCUGACCUUAAGUGCGAAAAAUUUGAACGGGAUAAAAAAGCUUUAGAACUUUUCAGAGAAGUUGCUGACUAUAGCGAUGAAUUUCCCGAGGCUCAGCUUAGAUAUGGCACCAUGUUAACACAAGGAUUAGGUUGUAAGCGGGACUCCCAACAAGGAACUCAAUAUUUACUUAAAGCCGCAAAUAAUGGUAACAAGACUGCCAUGUUCAAUAUAGCAACAUGGUAUUAUAUGAAUAAGGAUAAGCCAUCAGGUGAUCGUUACAUGACUAUGUCUGCUCUUAAAGAUUAUCCGCCGGCUAUUAAAUAUUGUAAAAAAAAUAACAUUCUUUGA
Molecule: messenger RNA, 2181 nt
Organism: Funneliformis geosporum
Lineage: Eukaryota; Fungi; Glomeromycota; Glomeromycetes; Glomerales; Glomeraceae
Source: the annotation of a GenBank genome assembly